Trichoderma aggressivum f. europaeum is the source of this 2364-nucleotide messenger RNA. RefSeq lists its product as uncharacterized. The record is from RefSeq and is a predicted model, not a curated record. Bases 1 to 2364 code for a protein of 787 amino acids. The transcript is spliced from 6 exons. NCBI's taxonomy places the organism in Eukaryota, Fungi, Ascomycota, Sordariomycetes, Hypocreales, Hypocreaceae.
AUGGAUGAGGAGCAGGAGAGCGAGGAUCUUGCGGUUGGACACCUCAAGAAGCACAUCGAUGCUCUGGGGCCUGACGUAUACGCCAUCCAUGUAUCGCAGGACGGUGAAUUGUUCUCAGUCUCAACAAACCCCGAAGACGACCAAGCGACCUGUGUGUACUACCCUCCGCUACAGGCGAUUCAGAGACCAGAUCAUGUCAAGACUGUGCUUCGUUUGGAUCUGCUCGAGUUGGAUCGACUCGCUCCAAAUGUCGACCUUGUUUCGUACAUGCGCGCAGGUGAGCCGAGAAAAGUUGCGUUCAAGUACUAUUUUCUCUUCCAGUUUCUCUAUAAGGUGUGGCAUGAGAUGAACCUGUGGAUGCGUCUCCCCAUGCAUCCAAACAUUGUCCCGCUUGACCGACUUGCGUUGGACGAACUAUACGGCCACGUCGUCGGCUUUACGAGUCUUUACAUUCCGGGCGGCACCAUAGAGGAGAAUAAGUCGCGUGUGUUUAAACUCGAGUGGCUCCGACAGCUAACUUCCGUCAUUGACGACUUGGAUUUCAAGUACGGCAUCGCCCAUCAGGAUGUUUCUGCGCGGAAUCAUGUUGUCGACUCUACGACUGAUGCCCUCAUGUUGUUCGACUUCAACUACAGCGGUCGGAUAGGUGGCAUUGGAUAUGGAGAGGACCGGAACGAUGUCAAAGGAGUUAUAUUUACGCUGUACGCAAUCAUCACUCGCGAUAUGCAUUUUCGAUGCGUUCCGUUCGAUAAACAGAAUACGGCCGAUGUACAGGGGCUAGAGGAAUGGGUGCAGCAUCCGGAUGAGACGGAAUGGCUGGAUUUUCCAGAGCCGGCCCCGAGGGACUUGGUGUUUACAGACGGCAAAGGGAAUUCUACUGUUGAAACUGCGGUCGUCCUGACUGAUAUGCGCCAUGAGCAGCGAGAGAAGGGUAUUACCGUCUUAAAUUGGGAACGCCCUGCGCGGAUUCAGCUUGGGAAUGGGAGCCGUUUAUUUGACAAUGGACAGAUUGUGCCUGAUGCAGAGGGUGCAGAUACAAGCAAGUGUGUUUUGUUGAACUGGAUUCAGGACUUUAUCGAUGACAGCUUGAUGAGCGAAGGAGACGAGGAACGACGCGGGGAUGGGGAUGAUCGUUUGGUGAGAGAGUGGAUGCUGAAUUCGGCUGUUGAUGGAGAUGGAGAUGUGAACGAAGCCGCGGAUGAAGACGUCAGUGAGGCGAGCACGUUAUUGCCCACGAGUCGAGGGCCAUCUGCAUUAGCCGCACAGCCAUGGCCACAGCACCGCGAAGAUGAAGGCGGUGAACAAAGACAAGAAGAAGAAGAAGAACAACAACGGAAUUCUCCGAGGAGGGGGGGCAAUAUCCUCAGCGGUGAGGGCUUGUUGAGAGUGGGUUUGUUGGUGGUGAUGUUGGUGAUGGUUGGGUUGGCGGUGGUGAGGGCGUUGAAGGGAAAGUUUUCGCCGGGGCUCGUUGCGGGAGGCGGGUUGAUGAUGGUGAUGUGUAUUUUGGUGACAAUAUGGCUCGCGACACUCUCCAGCGCAUCAACAUCAUCCACGCCCUCAAAAACUCCGACAAAGUCCCCUAAACCAUCGGCUUCCUCGAAAUGCUACUACCCUAACGGCAAGCCCGAGCAAAACUUUUCAUACAACUAUCAGCCCUGCGGCGGUAAAAACACGACUUGGAGCCAAUGCUGCAUUCCAGGACAGGACGUAUGCACUCCCGAUGGCCUGUGUACGCAUCUGACGAAUGCCGUCGGCGCGUAUGAUUAUAGGGGAGGAUGUACGAAUGCAGAUUGGUCGGGGUGUCCGCAGAUUUGCCUCGAUGUUUUGUCCAAUUCAUGGCUGCAGGUGAAGCAGUGCGCUUCGGGACAGUACUGCUGCAAUCCGGACUUUGAUAAUGGGGAUUGCUGUAGGGAUGGAAGUCGGCGCUUCAGCCUGCUCGAUCGAAAUCCCGAUGCCAAGGGCGACGAUACUACGACCAAGACAAGUGCGACAGAGGCUUCCACUGGAACUAUCAGGAGUAGCGCAACGCAAACGGACGGCGGAGCGGCGGAGCAAACAAAUGGCGGAGCGGCUCAGCAAACGGAUGGUGUAGAGGACAAGAGUAACAAGUCGGCCACGAUUGGGGCUGCGGUAGGAGGUUCUUUGGGUGGGAUUGCGUUGAUUGGCGGUGCUGUUGGUAUAUGGUUUCUGUUGAGGAGGAAGAAGCAGCAGAAGAUGGCACGAGUUGAGAAGGACGGACGAGAGGUGAAUCCGAGAACAGUGGAAUCAAUGGGGAUGAAGCAGACGUAUACGCCGCUGGCUGAAGUAGAAGGACAGCCGGCAGUGGUGGAGGUGGAUUCAAGGGGCGUACAUGAGUUGGGAUAG